Messenger RNA from Drosophila guanche, 600 nucleotides. RefSeq lists its product as uncharacterized. Bases 16 to 600 code for a protein of 194 amino acids. NCBI's taxonomy places the organism in Eukaryota, Metazoa, Arthropoda, Insecta, Diptera, Drosophilidae. The transcript has a single exon. The record is from RefSeq and is a predicted model, not a curated record.
AAAAUCGGCAGCAGCAUGGCAGCAACAACAACAGCGACAACGACAACGACGACUCCUCCAGCAGAUCAGCGAAAUGUGGAGAUUAAGGCGAGGAUACCCGGCGGAUCUGAGGACUUUGCACGCCGCCUGGACAUAGCCAAGCAGCUGACUGGCAGCCCAACAGGCGAGCUCCUCGUGCAGCGGGAUGUCUUCUUCAAUUCGCCACUGGGUGGACGGCUGAAGCUGCGCUACCUGCAGCCACCGGCACGCUCCCAGCUGGUCUACUACAAUCGUCCCGAUGUCGCCGGUCCCAAGUUGUCCAGCUUCAACAAGCUGGAGAUAGACGAGCCAGCGGUGCUCGAGAAAAUACUCAGCCAGACGAACGGCAUCCAGGGCGAGUUGGCCAAAACGCGGCAUUUGUUCAUGCACGAACAGACGCGCAUCCAUCUGGACGAGGUGCGGGAUUUGGGCUACUUCAUGGAGUUCGAGGUGUGUCUGCGCGCGGAGCAAACACUCGAGGAGGGUCAGGCGGUGGCCGAGCAGCUGGCGGAGACUUUUGGCAUUCAGAAAGCGGAUUUAAUGAGCGGCUCCUACUUCGAUGCGCUGAGCAGUGGAAAAUGA